Molecule: messenger RNA, 2051 nt
Organism: Sinocyclocheilus grahami
Lineage: Eukaryota; Metazoa; Chordata; Actinopteri; Cypriniformes; Cyprinidae
Product: sorting nexin-2-like
Exons: 14
Coding region: 122-1615 (497 amino acids)
Biological process (GO): early endosome to Golgi transport
Cellular component (GO): endosome; endosome membrane
Molecular function (GO): phosphatidylinositol binding
Source: RefSeq, a predicted model, not a curated record
GCGCUGUGAGGGCGGAGCAUGAGCUGCAUGAAGCGCUUCUGUCAUGCGACUGAGUCACAUGACUGGCUUCAUCACACACUCGUUCUCUGACUGAGACUUUAUUCGGCUGUUAUUGUUGAAGAUGGCGGAGGACAGGGAGCCUCCACCGCUGCCCGGUGUCCCGGAGCCGCAGGACGCGGAGGAUCUGUUCGUCAGCGCGAUGGAGGAUGCUGAACGGAGUUUGUCUCCAGAAGACAUCAGCAGCAGCUCUAACGGACCCAAAGCCGAGCCCAUGCUGCUGGACCACGACCCCGACGACCUCUUCGCUGAAGCGACGGAGGAAGUGUCUCUGGACAGUCCAGAGCGGCAGAUGAUCCUGUCAGACGGCCCGUCUCCCGCCAUCACACCCGUCACGAUUAACCCCAGAGCAGACGUGUUCGACCGCUCGCCGGACCAGGAUGAAGAUGACGAGGAAAACAGGGACACGUUUGACAUCCAGAUCUCCGUUUCUGACCCUGAGAAAGUUGGUGACGGCAUGAAUGCGUACAUGGUCUAUAAAGUGACGACCAAAACCAGUCUGUCCAUAUUCAUCAGAGACGAGGUCUGCGUCAAGAGGCGCUUCAGCGAUUUUCUGGGUUUGCACAGUAAAUUAGCCUCCAAGUACAUCCACAUGGGCUACAUCGUUCCUCCUGCUCCUGAGAAGAGCAUUGUGGGCAUGACGAAGGUCAAAGUGGGGAAAGAGGAUCUGUCAUCGGUUGAGUUUGUAGAGAAGAGAAGAUCUGCUUUGGAAAGGUAUCUGCUGAGGACCGUCAAACAACCAGCGCUGCUCAAAGACCCCGAUGUCCUGCAGUUUCUGGAGAGUUCAGAGGUACCGUCGCAUGUUUCAUAUGGGGAUGUCAUAUUAUCAAACACUUACUGCUUUAUUUUGAAGCAUGCACGCUGUUAUUAUCAUCAUUUGGACGAAGUGUUUGUGUGUUCCUGUAUAAAGUGGUUUGAGGAGAAACAGCAGCAGUUUGAGAACCUGGACGUUCAGCUCAGAAAACUUCACGCUAGUGUGGAAUCACUGGUGUUUCACAGGAAGGAGUUGUCUGUGAACACGGCGUCGUUCGCUAAAAGCGCAGCUAUGCUGGGAAACUCGGAGGAUCACACGGCGCUGUCGCGAGCUCUGUCCCAGCUGGCCGAGGUGGAGGAGAAGAUCGACCAGCUGCAUCAGGAUCAGGCCUGCGCUGAUUUCUACCUGAUCUCAGAGCUGCUGGGAGACUAUGUGCGGCUCAUCACCGCCGUUAAAGGCGUGUUUGACCAGCGGAUGAAAACAUGGGCCAAAUGCCAGGAUGCUCAGGUGAUGCUGCAGCGCAAGAGAGAAGCCGAAGCCAAACUACAGCACGCCAACAAACCCGACAAACUGCAGCAGGCCAAAGACGAGAUCAGAGAGUGGGAAGGUAAAGUGCAGCAGGGUGAAAGAGAUUUUGAGCAGAUAUCAAAAAACAUCCGUCGAGAAGUUGGACGAUUCGAGAAAGACCGAGUGAAGGAUUUCAGAGUCGUCAUCAUUAAAUAUCUGGAGUCACUAGUUCACACACAGCAGCAGCUGAUAAAAUACUGGGAGGCGUUCUUACCUGAAGCCAAAGCGAUCGCGUAAUUCAUCAAACCACCGUCUCUCUCUAUUCCGCAGUAUGAUCAUGCAAGAAAAAGCUGCACAGACUUAAUGAUAGCACUACAUUAAUAAACCCAGAAUCUGAAUCUCUUCAUAUUUGUACCUUCGAUCGUCUCUUCACGAUUCACAGCUCGUUCGUCUCAGAUUGAAUGUCGCAUUAGGCAAUGAUCCGGCAGGGGAAGGCCUUCUGAAGCAUUUUCUGUUCUCCUUUCUCUCGUAUGUACAGAAUGAAGCAUUAUUCUCUCAUAAUCAGUAUUUAAGAGCAUCAAUAAUCGACGAGGCUUCUGGGAGCUCGUGCAUGACGGACGGAUAUACAUAUGUAUAUUUUUUUAUUUUGCUUUGUAGCCUGAAAUUUUGGGACGUUUCAGUUGAUUCAUUGUUCUAACAGAUUUUUUUCAUCGCAAGUAUUUUUUACUCUACA